Hymenoscyphus albidus is the source of this 565-nucleotide messenger RNA. The record is from the annotation of a GenBank genome assembly. NCBI's taxonomy places the organism in Eukaryota, Fungi, Ascomycota, Leotiomycetes, Helotiales, Helotiaceae.
AUGCUACCCAUCAAAGGGCAAGCUGGCCAGGAGGCAUUGCGAUAUUUUUGGGCCAGCAACCUUCUCCGAGAUUCUAAUCUACUGCAGGCUUCUAUUGCCCAUGCUGCUGUACACCUGGAUGCUAAAACUAAAACAGAGAGGAGUGUUUUGGCUGCCACCCAUCGGACGAGAACCAUGAAUUUGAUAACUCGGAGGCUAGAAAUAGAUGCCCAUAAUGGAAUCGAUGAUGAUUUAAUUCAGGCCGUGGCUUUGAUAGCCGCAAAUUCUGUAAGUAUAUAUCUAUGUUUGAGCCGGAGAAGUCGCUGAUAACCGAGCAAAGAAUGUUACAGGCGACUUGGCAGAAUCGUCAAUUCAUAUGAAUGCGCUGGAAGAAAUGGCUCACUUAAGGGGCGGCAAGGAAAAUCUAGGGUCUACUGUAACAGCUGCCUACAAGCCGCAGUAUCCUGGUAAGCAACCCCAUUUGACCAAAUGUACUUGAGCUUUUGUCAUCUUAAGUGUUGUUCAUUUUACCCCCCUUCCCCCCCAUUGCCAUAUCGAGACUUCCACAGACACGUCUGUUAAGUAA